This is a messenger RNA of Ixodes scapularis (black-legged tick), 1479 nucleotides long. RefSeq names its product monocarboxylate transporter 12-B-like. The transcript is spliced from 5 exons. Gene Ontology annotation, molecular function: monocarboxylic acid transmembrane transporter activity. The record is from RefSeq and is a predicted model, not a curated record. Lineage: Eukaryota; Metazoa; Arthropoda; Arachnida; Ixodida; Ixodidae. Bases 124 to 1479 code for a protein of 451 amino acids. Gene Ontology annotation, biological process: transmembrane transport.
GCCAACAACGGCAGCUGUGCGGCUACUGCUGAGUUCCUGUAUAACGAAAACUGCGCGACAGCAAGCAAGGCAAAAGAUCAAAGGAUCAAACAAAACUGCUCGGUAUUUAACCAAGGAGUGAAAAUGUGCACCCCUCUGAAAAGUAAGAACGAGAAGAAACAAAAAUCAGGAGUUGACACCUGUUGGCACGUAGCCGCACUGGGAUUCCUGGUUACCUUUCUUGCCACUGCAUCUCAGACUAACUCCGCCUUUUUCUACGUGGGUUUCAUGGAGCAAUUCGACGUCAACCGGGAAACUGCUACCUGGCCCGUCAGCAUUAUAACGGCGUUGUCUCACUUGGCUGCUAUUUUUGUGGCACUCUUUCAACGGAGAGUAUCACUAUUCAAGAUAUUUCUACUGGGAGCGCUGUUGACCUGGUCAGGAUUGGUGGCAUCUGCAUUUGUUCCCACCAUGGCAUGGAUGACGGUGACUUUCGGCGCCAUUCAAGGUCUUGGAGUUGGGCUAACUAUAUUGACAUAUGGUAUACUCCUUACAAUGUAUUUUGACAAGUACAGAGGCUUAACUUCGGGAAUGAAGUAUUCUGGAGGAUCAUUGGGCGGUCUGGUUUUUCCCAAGCUUCUACCCUACUUACAACAGGAAUACUCCUUCUGUGGUACGCUUCUUAUCUACGGAGGCAUUAGUAUGCAUCUUUCGGCCAUCGGUGUUUUCGUCAAGGAACCACCGUGGACGUCCUUGAAGAAAAACGGUGAGGGUGCGCGGAAUCCAGCUGACGAAUGUUCGUCGAAACUAGAGAUAAUCUCGGCUGAUUCCAAACAACUCCAACAAGCUUCAACGAUCCCUGCCGGAAAGCAAAUCAAGAAACAUCGUCCGGCACUGAGGCUGUUAAUCAAUCCUAUGCUUUACGUUGUUGUUACACUGGCAGUAGUGACAGACUUUAUAGGAGCUGCGUUUGUCACUACUCUGGUCGACUACGCACUAGAUAAAAGUCUGUCAAUUGAAGAUGCCGAAUCCCUCAUCAUGUACGGAUCUUGCAGCCAACUCGUUGGACGGUUGUUCCUUCCACUUAUGGCGGACAAGGGAUGCUUUAGACGCAGUACCUUAGUUAUGGCGAGCUUUUUUAUAUGGGGAUGUUCAGUGAUUGCUAUGCCGUAUGCAACGCUUCGUGUGCACAUAAUUAUUCUGGGCUUGAGCGUGUACCUCUUUUACGGAUGUCUGCAAUCUAUGAAAAGCGUCCUUAUGGCGGACUACAUCGGUGUCCAAUGGAUCUCAACAUGCUAUGGGCUCUCAGGGUUGGUCUUACUGCCUCUCACUUUCUGCAGUCCAUCAAUUACAGGUUAUUUUAGAGACCUUUAUGGAAGUUACGACGGCCUGUACAUGCUUCACGGCGGAAUACAGCUGGCAGCUUCGGCACUCUUCCUCGCUGUUGUCUGUGUUGAAAAAAGGAACACAAAAGUAUGGACGCUAAGCGACACAAUCUGA